This is a messenger RNA of Sorghum bicolor (sorghum), 2713 nucleotides long. Its product is annotated as putative disease resistance RPP13-like protein 3. Bases 976 to 2451 code for a protein of 491 amino acids. Gene Ontology annotation, biological process: defense response to other organism. The transcript has 3 exons. Gene Ontology annotation, molecular function: ADP binding. The record is from RefSeq and is a predicted model, not a curated record. Lineage: Eukaryota; Viridiplantae; Streptophyta; Magnoliopsida; Poales; Poaceae.
UUUAUUUAUUUGGACGUUGCUGCUUGCAUUUUUCUUCUAUAUUAUAUAUUUAAAGCAUGCAGUAUAACUUGCGCGCAUUGUACAUGUUCAAAGCGGGCAGAACAAGCACUAGAUAGGAGUCAAGUAAGGUGCAAGGGGAGGAUCGAUUGGCGGAAGAAGUUGGGGGCGGCUCGACUCUCAGCUACAAGCGACCGCUCACACGUAUACACAACAAAAUUUGUCGCUUCAGCCCUCGCAGAUCCAUGGCAGAGGUUGUAGCGGGGCCACUACCAAACCUCCUCGCCAAGCUUGCUGAUCUGAUCCAUGGCGAGUACAACCUGCAAAAGGAGGUGAAGAGCGGGAUCAAGUUCCUAGUGUCAGAGCUUGAGAGCAUGCAGGGUGCUCUAGAGAAGAUCUCAAAUACACCAGUACACAAGCUGGACAAUCAGGACAAGAUUUGGGCUAGAAACGUCAGGGAGCUCUCCUACGACAUAGAGGACAGCCUUGACAUAUUCAUGGUUCGAUGCAAAGGGAAGAAGCUAGUCAAACAGCAUGGUUUCAAGGAGGCCGUUGAUAAGUGCCUCGAAUGGUUGAUGCAGCCCAAGAUUCGUCGUAAGAUUGCUACAAAAAUCAGAGACAUCAAGAGCCGUGUUGAAGAGGUAGCCAAGCAACGUGAUCGGUACAAGGUCAGUAAUGAUGCUGCUAAGCCUGUAACAGUCGAUCCUCGAUGGUUGGCUUACUACGAGGCAAUAGAGCUUAUUGGCAUUGACGAGGCAAGAGAAGAGGUAAUCAAGAUUCUCGGAGAAGACAAUGAAGUGCGUAGGCAACAAUUUCCCCUAAAAGAAAAAGUGUGUAGGCAGCAACAAGACACGUACGAUAGUUUCUAUUGUUGGAAUUGGUGGUCUAGGGAAGACAACUCUUGCCAAUGCAGUGUAUGAAAAGCUUAGAUCACGAUUUGAUUGCUCGGCCUAUGUUUCGGUAUCUCAGACUCCUGACAUGGAUAUAUUACUCAAGGACAUGUUCUAUCAACUUGCAAAGAAAAGGAAUGCAAGAAGUCAAGUUAUGAGUGAGGUCAGAGAAUUUCUCGAGAAGAAAAGAUACUUAAUUGUUAUUGAUGACAUAUGGGACAUCACCGCUUGGAAAAUGAUAAAAUGUGCUCUGCCGGAUAAUUGUUAUGGAAAUAAAAUCAUCACAACUACCCGUAUUCUCAAUAUCGCUAAACAAGCUGGUGGUGCAUACAACUUAGAGCCACUUUCUAUGAACAACUCCCGAAAAUUACUUUAUCGAAGAAUAUUUGGAACUGACAGCAAAGACAACAAUGAAGACAAUGAAAAAUGUCCUGAUGAGCUGGUGGAGGUAUCUGAAAAAAUAUUGAAGAAAUGUGCGGGUGUACCCUUGGCUAUCAUUACCAUGGCUAGUCUGUUGGCUUGUAAAGCAAGAAACAAAAUGGAAUGGUGUAAGGUGUGCAAAUCUGUUGGUACUGGUCUUGAAAACAACUCAGCUUUGGAGAACAUGAGAAAGAUUUUAGCAUUCAGCUAUUUUGAUCUGCCAUACCAUCUAAGGACUUGCUUGUUAUAUUUAAGUGUGUUUCCAGAAGAUUAUAAAAUUAGCAAGAACCGUUUGAUAUGGAUGUGGAUAGCUGAAGGUUUUAUUCAGUCUGGAAGACACUGGGGGACCCUUUUUGCUUGCGGCGAGAGUUAUUUCAAUGAGCUCAUAAAUAGAAGUAUGAUUCAGCCCAUACAUGACACAGACACUGGCUUGAUAAAACAAUGCCGUGUACAUGAUAUGAUACUUGAUCUAAUUUGUUCCUUAUCAAGUGAAGAGAACUUUGUUACUAUACUAACUGAUGUAGAUGGCACAUCUCCUUCAAAUAUGACCCGGAGGUUAUCCUUUCAAAAUGGCAAGGAAGAUCAUGCUGCUACUCUGAACCAGCUGCAACAAGUGAGGUCAGCUGUUGUCUUUCCAUCUGGCAUUCAUCUAGUUCCAGCCAUUUGGAGUUUCAGAGUUUUACGUGUACUAGAUUUACACAACUGUACUCUUUCACAAGAUUACAGCCUUGCGUACAUUGGUAACUUAUUUUACUUGAGAUACUUAGGUCUAAGUCGCACAGGUAUUGCUCAGCUCCCAGAAAAAAUAGGAAACUUGAAAAAUUUGCAAACACUGAACGUGAUGGAGAAUCAAAUUUCUUGCUUGCCAUCUUCUGUUGUUCAGCUAAGAAAUUUGAUGUGCCUAUCGGUUGACAAGUGGACAAGAAUGCCAAAUGGACUUAGGAACCUAACAUGCCUUGAAGAGCUGUCAGAAUUAAGAAUCGACAAGUCGAGCGUGGACAUUAUAGAAGAGUUGGGCCAGCUCUCUGAACUGAGGGUGCUACAUAUCGUCUUGGGUAGAUGGGAAGACAAGUUAGUGGAGUGCUUAUGCAAGCUAACAAAGAUACAGAAUUUAUGGGUGUGUUUGGUUUGUAGCCCCAGGUAGCCUGGAUAGCCCAAUGUAGCCAGGCCAGCCCGAACCUGCCCCCAGGUAGCCAAGACGGGGUUGUUUGGUUGCUAGGCUCUCGCUGGCCUGGUUUGUAUGUUGAAGUGUUUGGUUUGAUGUAAUUCUACUUGGCUAGCCUAGUGUAGCCGACUUAUGGGUGUUUGGUUGCUGGCGAUCCUGUUUGGUGGCUUCACCCAAAGAGUGAACUGGUAGCCUUACCCCUUCCCUUGCUUCGCUGUAAUAAAAAGCCGACAUCACAAUA